CUUUUCCUGAGGCAUGAGGUAAUGCGGGGCUCCAAUUGGUCCGGGGGGCGGCACCCCAAUAGCCGUGUGGGGCGCGCUCAAGGCUAUAACUCCCUGCAGCCGCCAAGAACGCAGAGGCGCGCACGCGAGUUGCUGGGGAGCUUCGAACUCGCAGAGAGAGAUUCGAGCCCGCACUUUAAUAGAAACGAACUGCGCAAAAAGUGCUGCCACAUUUAGUGCGCUCGCCUCGCCGAAAAGUGGAAGGAGCGCCGGGACGAAGCAGAACUGCAACUUUUUUUUUCUUUCUAAAAGCAUCCUUCUCUACUUCUGAAAAAUUCUCCACGUGGGUGGAGACCAUCGAGUAGGGGAAUAAUACUAACAGCAGUCGCGAGACAGUAUGUCAGGGCGGGUGCUGAGCCUUUUCUUGCUGCUUUGCAGCUGGAGCCUGACUGAGUUGCUGGUCGAAGCUUGUACCUGCGUCCCAGUUCACCCCCAGGAUGCGUUCUGUAACUCUGACAUUGUCAUCCGGGCCAAGGUAGUGGGCAAGAAACUUAUGAAAGAUGGACCAUUUGGGACGAUGCGAUACACUGUCAAACAAAUGAAGAUGUACAGGGGUUUUGACAAGAUGCCACAUGUUCAAUAUAUCUAUACAGAGGCCUCUGAAAGUCUUUGUGGGGUCAAGCUGGAGGUCAACAAGUACCAGUAUAUGAUUACAGGUCGAGUUUAUGAUGGAAAGGUUUAUACUGGACUGUGUAAUCUGAAUGAAAAGUGGGAUCGAUUGACCCUGUCUCAGCGCAAAGGACUAAACCAUCGUUACCAUCUAGGCUGUGGCUGCAAGAUUAAGCCCUGCUACUACCUUCCUUGCUUUGUGACCUCCAAGAAUGAGUGCCUCUGGACAGACAUGCUUUCCAGCUUCGGCCAACCAGGGUACCAGUCAAAACAUUAUGCUUGCAUCAAACACAAAGAUGGCUACUGCAGCUGGUAUAGAGGAUGGGCACCUCCUGAUAAAACCAUCAUCAAUGCAACUGACCCGUGAAAAUCCAAUUAUUUUUCUUUCCUGUUCUUUCCCUCCCAUGUGGCUGAGCAUUGUUUGGACACUAACGUGUAUUUGAUCAUGAUGGCAACCAUGAUAUUAGUGCCUGUUUCUUGCAAUUUUUAGCACUUCCAACUUUUGUGAUUUUUAAAUCUAUGCUGUCUUAACUCUUUUUUAAAAAAUCGUCUUUUAAAAAAUUACUCUCAUCCCAUGUUGAUCAAAUAUUUAUCUGGUGUGUGAACAGAAGUUCCGGGAUAAUCAAGGGAGCUUUUGUUCAAAGUUCUAUAGCACUAUACAUAUAGCAAUAUAUAUUUUUGUAGGAAAACACAAAUCUCAAAAAUUUUCUGAUUAAAAUCCUAUUCCCUCCUCUUUAUUUCCUGUGCUGCUGUUUUUUUCUCAUACUCAGUUCUCAGAGCAGGUAGCUAUAAACGCAGCCAGUUGGGAUUAAUCACCAUUGUGAGCCACAUAAUGAAGGGAUGCAAAGAAAAUAAUCAUGCUUAUACAGGAUGGAAUAUGGAGUAUUUGGGAAAUUCAGCUGCAUGAAUUUAAAAGGUUGCAUACUUCAAAAUGCCUGUCCAUUCCAAUAUGAAUGUAGAAAUUUCAUGGCAGUUCUAGGUUUGCACAGAAAAUAAGUUUCUUUUAAAAAAAAAAUCAAAACCAACUAAAGUGAAACUAAUAUAUCUUCUAAGUUCAAAUGCAGAAUAAACCUGUUGAGAGCCAAAUCAAGACCAGAUACUUUUGUGGCUUUGAUCUGGAUGUAAAACUGCCUUUUCAAGAUUUAUUUUAUGUACAACUUUCCCAGAGUUAUUUGGAGAGGGGACAAAGUGGGAGCACAGGAGGAAAAAGCCCCCCCCCCCAGGACAUAUUGAUGUAAGAAACCAGCUGCCCAAACACUGUUUUAGCUGAACAAAAAUGUAUAUAGAUAUAAUGACAUAAGCUAUUUUUGACAGGGCAUGAUUCUGUUUCAUGCUAUAAGUAAUAAAAAGUUUGAUGCUUUUGUUCCAAAGGAGCAGUCAUUCACAUUCCAAGUCUUUUUUUUUCUUGCCAUUCAAUCAUGUCCAGUCCUCGGCGACUUCCUGAACUAGUCCCUGCAGUUUUCUUGGCAAGACUUCAGAAGUGGUUUGCCAUUGCCUCCUUCCUAGGGCCGAGACAGAAUGACUGGCCCAAAGUCACCCAGCAGGCUUUCAUGCCUAAGGCAGGAUUAGAACUCACAUUCUCCUGGUUUCUAGCCCACUGCCUUAACCACUAGACCAAAUUGGCUCUCUUCAAGUCAUUAGUUACUAUUUUAUUUUUUUUAGUUCUAAAGCUACUGGAGCGCCAGUGAUUUCUAAAGUAGUGAUGAUAAUCUGUUUUUAUUCCCUUCCCUGUAUGCUUGUUUUCCUUAUUGCCAUCAAAAUAAGGGUCAAUUCAAACAGCUGUUCUACGAAUGAAAGAUUUCCAUGGUCCCCUGUCCCAUUCCUUUAAAAAUAUACAAUAGAAUGGUGUUAUGAAAGUGCCUUACUAUUGUAUGAUUACUAGUUCAUCCUAUACUCUGAAAAACAUUUUAACUUUUUUUAAUCGUUUUUCAUGAUGUGCUAUUUUGUAAAUUUUAUUAUAUAGAAAUUUUUUCACAGUAUUUUAUUCUCCUGUGAAUACUGGGAUGGGAUCAAAGAAGUGGAAGUAUAGGAUCACCUCUUCAUAAUAUUUUCCUUCUCAUUAAGAGACUGUUUAUCAGUAUGCACAGUGAAAAUAAAUAGAAAAAAUGGGCAGGGAAUAUGUUAAAACCCACUUUUCCUGCCAUUGAAGAUCUAGAUCUAUUAACUAAAAUAACGUUUUAGCAGAGGCUAUUAUGUAUUCUACUGCUGGCUACGGUUAACAGCCCUACGGUUGUGGGCUCACUAUGCUUUCUAGCAGUAAGGAACUGGCUGUUCCACUUUCACUACAGUCUUUGUUUCUAUUACGAAAAGUAUAAUAUAAAAACCUUGUAAAAGUAAUUUAAGAGCAGGGAUGCUAAUGGGUUUGGCAACUACAUAAUUUACUGAGGCUGCAGAGUGGUGUGAAGAUUAAUACUUAACACAAGCACAUGUUCUGUUAUCAUUUGUCUUACAUUACUUUCUACCUUCAAUUCAUUCCUUAUAAGAAACAGAGCUGCCAUAAGUUCAAAACUGUUCUAUAAUAAUCUGAAAAAUGCACCUAGCUGUCUCCUCCAUUGAACUGAAUAAGUCUUUAUAAUAGAGAGAGCUUAAUAUUAUCACCAGAGCUUCCACAACCCAAAAGAGAUGGCUGAGCAGGAGUGAGGACACUUAUACACCGAAGUCUAUCACAACCUUACUGCAGAUACAUAUACUACAUGGUUUCAAGAAAGUAUCUAAUUGUUACAUUUUCCACAACUGUAUAUGUCUAUAAACCACAAUGUAAAAGUUGCUAACACUAAGUAGAUUCAGAGUUUUUUCUGUAAAAAAACUAGUAUAUAUUGCAACUGGCCAAAAUCAUAAAAGCCAGUAAUAUGAAUUGUCCCAUUUCUAGAGAAAAAGUUGAUUUAAGUUCACAUCUUAAAGGCAAGACAAAAGCAGCUGUCUCAGAUUUUGGUCUCUCCUUUCACUGAAUGUCAGCUCUAGAUUUUUAUUAUUUUCACUUAAAAUCUUAAGAUCAUGCCUGAGACGCCACAAUACUGCAAUCAAGAAAAUUGUGAAAAUCUCUUACUAAGAAAAUACAUGUUCUUUUACAGGUUGUAAUGUAUCUCUGUGUUUGUAAGAAAUAAAAUAGUCUGCCCAUCCAAUAAAAUAUAAUUCUCUAUAUGGGUGUCUAUUGUGCACCAUAGAAGAUAAGAGUUAUUUGAGGGGGAGUCAUAGUUCAAUCAACAAUCCUCUCCUACAGGGUGGUUUGGUUCUUGCUUUUGUUUUAAUGAGGAGGCAAAAAAGAGGGGGAAAAACGCAGCAAAAAAUACAUUUCUUUUGGGAUGCCUUCAACGUUUUUAGUGCUAAUAAUUACUUCUACAGUAUUUUCUUUUUUUAAAAAAGUGAGCUGCCCAGAGUUUGAUGGGUAUAUAAAUGUUUUAAAUAAAUAAAGUACAGGGCUUUUCAUCAUUCCCAUUGUACAGACUGUUGUGUGGGAUUUGAAAUGGUAGUCUGACUCAAGUGUGAUCCUCUGUCCAGCAUACUGGCUGCCAGCAAGGUACCCACAGGGCUUAGUUUUAUAUUUGAUGUAUGGGCCUGAGCCAUUCCUGUUCAAGUCAACUGGUGUCUUUCCAUUGAUUCCAGAAGUUAUAAGACCUGGCAUGCCCAAUUAUGAACUCAUCUACAUGGGAUUCAAUUUAGUCUGUCUUUUUUUCAAAAGAGAGUUGCAUUAAAUUUGAUGGAGGUUAUCCUCAGGAAACUCUGCGUAUGACUGCAGAAUUAGGAUUUAAUUCUAUUUACACCUUGGUAAUAAGCCCUAUUGAACAUUCAACUCUCUCUCGCAGAAACAGGCCUGGGACUGGGAUGUAAAGAAUUGUUUUUCUUUUGCAUCAAAAUUGCUAGCAAUUACGAACGUUAGAGUGGAAAUAAAUGCAAUCUAGGAGAAAGCUCCUUCCCAAAAGGAAUGUACUUUUUGCUUAGUUUAGUAGCACUGUUUACAGUUUUCCUCCUUGUUUUGUUAUUUAUAAAUUUUAUAUUCAUUGAAUGUAUAUUGUCUUUUAAGGUAAUAAUGUUCACUUUUUAUAGUGUACUUUUAUUCUAAACAAUAAAGUGUUUUAUUUCUUACCACAGA
Candoia aspera is the source of this 4738-nucleotide messenger RNA. RefSeq names its product TIMP metallopeptidase inhibitor 3 (gene TIMP3). The record is from RefSeq and is a predicted model, not a curated record. The transcript has 5 exons. The coding region runs from base 377 to 1015 and encodes 212 amino acids. Gene Ontology annotation, biological process: response to cytokine; negative regulation of membrane protein ectodomain proteolysis; negative regulation of endopeptidase activity. Gene Ontology annotation, cellular component: extracellular matrix. Gene Ontology annotation, molecular function: metalloendopeptidase inhibitor activity; protease binding. Lineage: Eukaryota; Metazoa; Chordata; Lepidosauria; Squamata; Candoiidae.